CUGCGGGGCUGGGCGGACGCCUGCCUGGUGGGGAUCGCGGCCCCGGGGGCGUCUCCCGCGCCCGCCCUCCCUGCCUCCCCGCGCCCCGAGAGCCGGCGGCCGGGCCCCAGGUGAGGCGCAGGGACCGAAUCCAGCCCACGCCCACUAAAGGUUGGCUGGAGAGGGGCCUUCUGGUGCCUGCCCCUUCGGACCGGGCUCUUCCUGGCAUGCAGACCCUGGCCUCCCCCGACCCUGGGAGGUAAGAACACAAGCUGAACCCAUUUGGGGGAUAAGUGAAUGGGGCGUUUCUGGAAGUUUGAGUGUUAGAAGAGGGUUUGAGCUUGACAGUGUUCUCUGCCGGCCUGGGUGUCUAGAGUGAGGAUGCUCCGGUUCCCUCCUCCUCUUCCCAGUCUUGAGGUGCACCCUGGCGAUCAGAUCUUGGGGACCACAAGUGCAGGGAGAAACUUUGAGAACCCUGGUCUGCUGGCUUCAGACACACUUCUGUCUCAGUACAGUUCUGGGGAGUUUCCAGGGUGACUCCUCUCCUCUUUGAUUGUUUUAACCCACAGGCUAUCUCUGGAGUGUCUUGAUUAUUAUUUUUUUCAACCUCAUUCUUGAACUACAUGGUCGAACAACUCAGAAAUCUGCUCACUAGAAGUCCACUUAGAAGGUGUACAGGAGGUUCCUGGGGACAGGAUGAUCUCCCCUAGAAAGCUUUGCAUGUGGCAUAAAAGACACCUUGGUGCAGGAUUCUACUCCUCCUUGAGCCCACUGUUGAAGGGAAUAUUGCUGUUUAAGGAAUUUACUUCUUGGUUUAGACCCAUCACAGCCUGAGGCUCAAGGGAAUGUUUUGUAAUUUCUGUAAUUUUGCCCUGGCAGUUUGAGUAAUGCCCACAGCACGGUGGACACAGGGUUCCCUCGCCUGUGAAAGAGCCCACCCCAUCCUGUUGGUCCCCAUGGGCAUCUUUGAGGCAGUGUGGAGAUCAGAUGGGAAGAUUGAGGCCUGAUUGCCCUCGGAGAAGAAAGAGGGCAUGGAAGCAUGCUCACACACUGCAGGAAAAGUAAAAACACCUGAGGUUAAGUUCUUUACCCGGAGAAGUACCGUGGAAGGUGGGAGGUGAAUCCUGUGGAACUCCUGAUUGCUUGUGCCCUUGUCAGUGAAUAAAGCCAAGGGGCGCCAGUCAUUUGGGGCUUGAUGUUGAAGGGAGAGAUGAGCUCCCUGGCCUCCCGGGUUUUAACUUCUUUCUGUGCCUCUUUAGUUUCCCUCUUCGUCACCUCUUGGUCAGGUUCAGGCUCCUAGGGUGGUUCCUACAAGAAAGGUGACGUUAUGGGGAAAAUGGGGCUGUAAGACAUACCAAAUCUGAGAAAUGGUAGCUGACUGACUCCCUCCCCCAGCACCUCAGCUGCAGACCCAGAAGAGUUGUGAAUGCGCUGUGACUAAAGUACAUUGCUCCAUCUCAGGUAGUCGAAAACCUGUUUAAAAGCUGGCAGAGGAUGCUUUGGAAGCGAGGAGCGGAGCAGCCAAGCCCUCACCCCUAAAGCCUGUUGGAAUGUGAGCCUGGCCUGGAAGAGAAUAGCAAGAGCACUGGUCUCGUCAGGAAUGAAGCUGCCCAUGAAGUCGCACUUACCCUGGAUUUGCUAAGAGCUGUUCUUUUUCACGUGCAGAGAAGCGUCUGCAGACUCUAUCCAGUUGGCUCCUCCCGAUAGCCCUUGGAGGGUAUAAAGGCGGCUGGAAGAUAAAGCAGUGCUUCCCUGUGCGCCUGCCCCGUCCGCUAGGAUGUUUCUCAUGAAUGCCCCUCCAGUGGUCACGCUGCAGUCCAGAUGGGAGGCCUUCAGCCCGCCGGGGAGCUUUAGGUUUCCUGGGUGCUUCUCGGAGUCCAAAGAGGACGUUGCCAGAGCCUCGGUGAGUGCCAAGGUGCAGAUGAUCAUCAGCACCCUGCAGCAGCACAACGAGGUGCCCCUGGGCAUGAGCGCUGAGCGCCCUGCACAGAGAAGCCAGAAGGCAGAGAGGUGCCUCAACACCAGGCCGGCCACCAGCCCUUCCACGUGCAGAGAGCAGCCCCCUGCCUUUGCUGCCUGUGGCCUUGCUGCCCGCUCUGACCCCCCAGGGGAGGGAGAGGCUGCAGGCUUUGGCCCCCUGGUGCUGGACUCGGACAGCGAUGAUUCCGUGGACCGGGACAUCGAGGAGGCCAUCCAGGAGUACCUGAAGGCCAGGAGCGGAGGCACGCAGCCUGGAUCGGGGGGUGCCCCGCCCGACAGGGUCUCAGCUGGGGGCGGCAGGUGCAAACUGGAGCUUCCCCACAGCAGCACCCCACCUGCCCUGGGUCCCCCCAAACUUGCCCCUGUCUCAGGCAGUGUCUCUGGCAGCUCUGUGGGGGCUGGGGAGGACCAGGGCUCCGCCUCCCCUGUCAGCGUGAGCAGUGAGGACUCCUUUGAACAGAGCAUCCGGGUGGAGAUUGAACAGUUUCUGCAUGAGAAAAGACAACAUGAAAACCCCAAAUGUGACGCAUUCAUGGAUAAAAGGCCAGACCCAAAUGAAGACAUAGCCAGAGCAACACUGAAAUCCAACAAAGAGCCCCCCAUCAAGGCGGCCCCUCGUCAGGAUCUGAGGGGAACCUUGAAGGAGUUUGUUUUCCGCAAGCCUCCCCGAGUAGCGAAGAUGAGCUUGCAGCCCAGGAGCCUCAGGCCUAAGGUCAGCCCAGAGCCAGAGACCGUGGGCAGCAUGAGGCUGGCUGUCCCCAAGCCAGAGGCAGCACAGAGUAAAGGUGGGGUGCAGAGGAGCACAGGUGCUGGGCGGAGGGGCUGGCAGGUGAGGAGCCCAGCCCUGGUACAUGAGGCAUCAGACUCCAGCAGUGAUGAUGGCAUUGAGGAGGCCAUUCAGCUGUACCAGCUGGAAAAGACCCGGAAAGAGACCAGUGGGGAUGCACUGCCGAGAACCCAGCUCAGAGAGGAGGUGUUGCCCGGGCCUCCCGCCAGCGGCACAAGCAGUGCUAUGAAAAGUGCCUUGUCCGAGGCCCACCGGAGGGCACCAAGCAGGAAGAAGCCAGUGGCCCUGAAAGCUGCAGACCCUGGCCCGGGGGUCCUGGACCCGGACCCCUCCUUCAAGCUCGUGAAGGACGCCAAGGCCUCCGCACCUCCAGUAAACACCAGCACCAGGGCUGAGAGUGCAGAACGGGUGUCGUGCCGGGCAGAUUCAUCCACCGAGCUGAUGUGCGCCGAAGCAAUCCUAGACAUUUCCAAAACCAUCCUGCCGGCCCCUGUGGAGGACAGCAACGGGCCUCCCUCUGCCAGUCCACACUUGUGCUCCCCAGAUGUGCCUUCCCGCUCCGACGGUGACAGCAGCUCCGUGGACAGCGAUGACAGCAUCGAGCAGGAAAUCCGCACGUUUCUGGCCCUCAAGGCCCAGUCUGAGAGUGUGCUGGCCAGUGCCGAAAGCUGCCCGCAGCCCACGCAGGGCCUGCUGCUGCUGCCUGGCCCCAGCAGCCAGGCCAGUGAUCCCAAGGCCCCUCCGUCUAAUAAAACACCGGAACCGUCGCUGAGCUGUAAAAGGAAACGGAGAGGUGGCAGCAACCCCACAAGGCCAUCCAUACCCAAGAAAACGAGGGAGGUGAGAGAAAGCACCCAGGAUGGUGACCGCAGCCAGGGCAGGGCUCAGCCUGGCCAGAACGUGCGGGACCCACCCAGCCAGAGGGAAGCUGGCGAGGUGCCAGGAAAGGGUGAGGCCAGAGCCCAACCCGUGUCCCCCAGGACGGUCGGGCUCAGCGAUGCGGUCCUGUCUCAAGGCCCCAGGGCCACUGGGAAGGCAGAAGAGGGGCAGAGUGUGGAUGAGAAGGGGAGUUCAGAGGACAAGAGCAGCUCACUGGACAGCGACGAGGACCUCGACACAGCCAUCAGGGACCUGCUACGAUCCAAGCGGAAGCUCAAGAAGAAGAGCAGGGAUCCCCGGGCCGCCUGCAAGAAGAAAGUCCGGUUCAGCACCACCGAGACUCGGUUCCUGGAUCGACUGGGGGGCCUCCCCGGACACUGGAAAGACAGAGGCCCACGGGUGCUGCGGAGCUGCCUGUCCAAGUCCAGCUGGAACAGCAGGGCCGGCCCGGGGAGGAGACCACCGGGCGUCCUGGGCAGCUCAGCGGAGAUUAUAAAGCCAGCCAGCCUGGGGGACGAGGAUGCGGCCCUGGCCUUUCUGCAGAGGAGGGCCCCAGAGGGGACUCUGUCCUCCAGGGAGAUGGGAGCCCGCGACUCUGCCUGCCCGGCCCGCAGCCCCAGCUCCCUGUCUGAGGACAGUUCAGUGGACAGUGACGACAGCAUCGAACUGGAGAUUCGGAAGUUUUUGGCAGAAAAGGCCAAGGAGUCAGUGAGCAUUUCUGAAAUUCAAGGAGUGGCCCCCACUGAGCUCAGAACAGGGGCCCCAGCCAGGCCGGAGGUGCUGUGCAGGAAAGAGGUGCUCCCAGCCCUGCAUCACGGGAUGUGCACACGCAGCCAGAGGGCCAGGGAGGCCCCCCAGCCUGCGGAAGGAGCGGGGGUGCAGGGCACAGCCAGCCUCUUCGUUCCAGGACGGAAGGGUGCCCCCCAUGACGAGCACGCCCCCGGAGGCCCUGCUGCCCUGGGCAGAUGUGAGCCCGCGCUGCCCAAGAGCACCAGCAGGACUGUCUCCACCAAAGCUUCCCCCACAAGUCGGAGAAAUCUUUAUGCUCACAAAGACCAGAGCCCUCGAGGGGCGGAGCCUGCGGCUGCAGAAAGUGUGUUCAGUCAGCUGCCCAGCUGUGCCAGAGCAUCGGCUGAUGCUGGAAGUGCCAGGGGAAGUUUUCACGUGAACCGUGGCAGCCAGAGCUUGCUGACCCCCAGCCCAGGACCCCAGGUUGACCUCUCUCUCCCCUGGAGUGACCUCGCCCACCAGAGCAGGCUGCCCAGCCCAUGGGCACUGAACUCAGACACUCGAGGCUCAGCAUGGACGGGGCCCCUCGGGGCUGAGAGAGAAAGGGCAGCUGAGCCGCAGGCCAGGGGCCCACCAGGCCUCUCCUCCGACCCCAGGAAGGGCCCGGCCUUUCCGGGCUUCUCUUCCCUGCUGUCCACCCAGCUUUUUCACUUCGGGAAGAGCGUUCCCUGGGGCGGCACACAGCCUGGGCUCUUCAGUGCCCCGCUGGGCCUGCCUCUGCAGGGACCCUCCUUCUCCGCCUUCAGGGAGACCCCCGCUGGCCACAGCCCCGUGUUUGGAAGCCCGCACCUGCUCACGAAGAAGGGUGGCAGCCACUGGCCCAGUAGGAAGGCCCAGGCCAGGCUUGGUUUGCAGAACAGGAAGAACUCAGGCUCGGAGGAGAACAUUUUGGACCUGAGGUAUCAACGCAGGGUCAUCGACAGGGACAACGAGGACCAGGAGGCCUUGGGCAGUGAUACUUCUGUGGAGGACGGCGGUGGCACCUCCGUGGUGAAGGGCAGAGGCCUCACGUUGUGAUGGGUGUCCUGGUUCCAGUCACAUUGGGGCAGCAGUGUGCGUGCAUGCGUGCGUGUGUGCUAUUCGAAGUCACGGAGGGAAAACUGGAGUCCUUUAUAUAUAGAUAGCCCUAUACAUAUGUACACUAUCAUGAAAUGGAUGUUUUUAUUUAACAGAUGUGUCCCAGUAUAUAUGGUUUUUGCGGCUUUUUGUAAGUUAUUUAAAGUGCUGUAAAAAUAUUUUUUGAAAAAUACUGUCGUUCGUUAUCGUAACUGCGGUUUUCUGUGUUGGGCAUACAAGUUCUAGAUGAGCAAACUUUUGGUGGUUAUGUCACCGCGAGGGCCAGAGACAACCUGGUCCUUGUGGGCAGAUUGCUCGUGGAACCUACCCUGGAAGGUGGCAGGUGCCCUGUCCAGAAGCAGGGAGGUGGAUGCCCGAGGUGCCCAUCGGGAAGCUCCUAAGACGGCACUGAAGGACACCCAAGGGCCUGCAGCCAGCGCCCUUCCCCUGAAAACUGCAGUCACAACCUUGGAAAGCACAAUGGCCAGUGAGCCCACUGCCUGUGUCUCUACCGUGUGGGAAUCGGCGGAGAUCCCAGUGGCACUCGCUCUGUAGCUGGGCCCACAGCCCGAGCUGGUCUUCAGUGUCCGGCUCAUCCAGUCACUGGAUGACUUCAGCAUCCCAAUAAACCUCUCUCCCCGAGACCCCCGUUUGUCUUUUCAGUUGAGGUUCUGAAAGGUAACAGCACACGUGCAUCGUAACAGUCCUGUCCUCAUUUUGUGCCCAUGAGUGAGUAAGCACAGCUGCUGGGCGCUCGGUCCCCACUUGGCCACUGCUGACGGAAAGCCCAGUACUGAGGACGAGCCUCCCCAGGACCCCGGCCUAGCUGGGGGCCAGGCUUUCUGUGGCUGCCUCCUUGGGGCAGGCCCAGAAGGGCCCUUGCAGCCCCCAGGAGAGGUUGGAGUGCUGGCCCUUGUCUUUGGUGUUAAGGUCUCUGACUUCCUGGCCUUCCAUUCUGGCCACUGAUGGUCACAACCUCUACUUUGUGAUUGUCACUCACCCUUGUUGCAUUCCUUGUUGGGAGUUUAGCUGAGGUGCUGUCUACUUUGUAACUGAAUUUGGUCAGUGGUCUCAGACGGGAGUGGGUUUUCUAGCCCUGUGCACCCCGGGGGAUUCAUUUCUCUGCCCAAACAUGGACCCACACCCCCUGCUGUCCAAGUGCGCACCUGCUGGGUUGGAGGUGUGCGGAGCAGGACCUGCUGUUCCUUUCUGUCCUGAGCCGUCUCGAUGUACUUGUGACAGCUUCGUUGUGGCAUAUUUGUUCACUUAAGUGCUUCUGGGGGAAAAAAGAUGGUUCCAUGUAAUCCAUGCUGUAACUUUAAUUUUUUAAAGAGUGCUUUUAACCCUUGCCAAAAAAAAAGCUUGUUUUGUAUAUAAGAACUGUUUUUUUAAAAAAUGAAUAAAUCCAGCACUCCCCACAAAUCA
This is a messenger RNA of Heterocephalus glaber (naked mole-rat), 6895 nucleotides long. Lineage: Eukaryota; Metazoa; Chordata; Mammalia; Rodentia; Bathyergidae. The record is from RefSeq and is a predicted model, not a curated record.